Messenger RNA from Acinonyx jubatus (cheetah), 5487 nucleotides. RefSeq names its product CD22 molecule (gene CD22). The transcript has 13 exons. Bases 2278 to 4815 code for a protein of 845 amino acids. Lineage: Eukaryota; Metazoa; Chordata; Mammalia; Carnivora; Felidae. The record is from RefSeq and is a predicted model, not a curated record.
AGGUCCCUGAAGAGGGAAGACACGAGGAAACAGGUAAAAAUUAUUUUGCUCUCUUUUGCAUUCAGCAUGCCGGCACGGAGCAGCUGCUGUGUGCCAGGCACAGUUCUUGGGGCUGGGAGCACAGUGGGGACCCCCCCCUUACCCAUGUAUCAACAGGAUGUAGACCCCCAUCUUUGAGCAUGCCCUCUGAUGGGCUUGUGGAGUCUUCUGAGAAUAGGAUGGGUCACCAGAUGCCCAGGAAGGAAGAAUGGACUCAGGGAGGCAGGCUCUGAGAUCCUGCAAGGCCCUCAGCAGGCCUAUGUCGAGCAGGCCACCAUGGGUCUGGGUGGCAUGGCCUUAUCCUGAGCCUUUGUGCCUAAUGCCUAUUGUCCCCAGCCUCCACACCCCACCCUGUCUCAGCAGCCUUCCGAUUCCAGGUCUAAGGUCCCACUUCUUAUGUCCCAGCGACUGCCUGGAGCUGCUGGGGGCGAGCACGUAGCUCUGCUCUGAGAAGUGCCCUCUCCCCCUCAUCCUGGUGUUCUCAAGGCAUUCCCCCAUGAAGGUGCGGCUGGCGGCUGGCGGCACAAGGGGCACAACGGUCCGGCUACUGGAGGCUGGUCUUUGCCUCAGAGAAUGGAAUCUAGCCCUUGCCACAGCUCUUGUGGAAACCCAAAGGGGACCCGCAGCGCAUCCCUCAAAACGCUGACCCUGCAGCCCUGCCGAGUUUCUCACGGGAAAUGUAAAAUCGGUUCCAUGGCUAAAGAAGCAUGGGCAACGUACUGCACCGUACUGUGCUCUGGCCCCCGUGUCGGCAGAUGUGUGAUGCACACACAGCUGAUUAUAAGGGACCAGAAAGACCCACGGUAAAGAAUUCUGUUUACCUUCUUCACCCAGCUUUUCUCAAGUGGACGUGGCCUUGAAGGUGUUUUUGCGUGUAGCUCUGUUAGCACCUGCAGAGCCGGUGUCACUUCUACCUGGAGAGUCUGUCCCAGUUCAGACCCCUCACCCCUAACCCAAGCCCGAGCCCCGGCCAGGCCAGCACAGACACUACGCCUGGGGACAGACCCCUCCUUCCUACUCAGCAAGCAGCCUAGCUUCCCCCACGCCUCCGGGUACCAGCCACCCAACAGCAUUUGGCAUGAGCCAUGCAGCCUGAGGAGAUAAACAGCCCCAGGGGGUGAGGGGUGUUUGAUGCGUGGGAAAUGUUGGCAGGGCAGGUGGGAGGGGUGCAGGUCUGCCCUGAGACCGGAGACACACUCUGUCACACAUCCUGCUAACUCCAGAGGGACCAGCACGGAGGGGCCCAGUCAUGCAAAUUGGGGCUUAAAUUUAACUCUAUGUAAAUGUAACUCUAUGUAAAAGUCUAAUAAGGUGGCACACAAACUCACUGAUCAGAGAGGGACAGAUGCGCAGGGCUGCAAACUGGGGGCCCUUGGACUGCCUUCAGCCCGCAGACUGGCCAGCACCGUGUUUGCUUGUUUGUUUGUUUGUUGAUGAAAGCAGGACAUUUCACAGGAAAAUCCAGCUUAUUUCUCUUAAAGCACUGGAAGAUCAGGCAGUGCUGAGCUCACAUUCCCACUUAGCAACAAUUGGUUGGGACUGGGACAGUCAUUGUCUUUACCCAAGGCAUGACCUUUGUUCCCACCUGGUUGAUUUAUGUUUUCUACCCAGCCCCCAGGAGUAUCUGAGUGGGACCCUUGGACCACAUUCUCCGAAGUCCUUCCAGACCCCUCUAAAUGCUCUCCUGGCAUCACACUUAAUUGUUAGUUUUAGAGUUAUUUUGCUCCUGGUCUUUAAAAAUCAAGUUUUGAUCAUGGCUCUCCCCCAUAUAAGAACCUUCACUAGUUGCCUCAAGGUGAGCUUCAAGUUACCCCAGGCCUGGAAUUCAAGGCACUCAGGAGUCUGGUGCCACUCAAAGCCUGAGAGCUGGGCAGGAAGUUUGUAAAAUUAUGGAUGGAUGGAUGGAUGGAUGGAUAGAAGGAUGAACGGAUGGAUGGAUGGAUGGAUAGAAGGAUGGAUGGAAGGAUGGAUGGAAGAAAGGAAGGAGGGCUAGAAAGAGAGACAGGCUAGUCUUACAGAGUUCUUAGGCUGAGAGAAUAGACAUGACAUACCCACAAAAGGCCCCAUGAACAUCCAGAAUUCACAGCCUGCAAGGCAAGCAGCCAUGGUUCUCCUGGGAUCAGGGAAGAGGGGUUGGAGUUUGGUGGGUGAGCAAGAAAAGCCAUCUGAAAGAAGCAAGUGACCAGAUGGCUCAAAGACAACUCUUCCCGGCCCAGGCUCCUGCCCAGACACAGCACCAUGCAUCUCCUCGGCCCCUCGUUCCUGCUCCUUGAAUACUUGGCCUUCUCUGACUCAUCUCAAUGGAAGUUUGAGCACCCCCACACCCUCUACACCUGGGAUGGGGCCUGUGUCUGGAUUCCCUGUGACUACAAAAUUCCAGGGAGUAGACAAAUGCUGGAAAACCUGACCCUGUACCACAACUAUCACUAUGACGAGACCCGCAAGGACUUCAGUGGGACCAUCCUGUACGAUACCGCGAAGGCUGGGAAGACUCUGCCUCACCGGGAAAGGGUUCAAUUCCUGGGAGACAAAAAGUCCAACUGCACCAUACACAUCCACCCUGUGUCCGUCAAUGACAGUGGCUGGCUUGGGCUGAGAGUGACAACGAAGAAUGACAAAUGGAUGGAGAAAAUAGACCUCAACGUCUCUGAGACGCCUCUCUCACCUCACAUCCAGCUCCCUCCAGAAAUCCAGGAGUCCCAGGAAGUCACUCUGACCUGCUCGCUGAAUUUCUCCUGUCCUGGGUACCAGAUCCAGCUGAAGUGGUCCCUGGAGGAGCCUGCUGUCACCUCCACCCUCCUGACCACCAAGACCGUGUCCACACAGAGCAAGCUCACCUUCCAGCCGCAGUGGACUCACCACGGCAAGAAUCUUUCCUGCCAGCUCUGGGACCCCCGAGCAGAGCGGAUACUCUCCGAGGAAAGCGUGGGGCUGGAUGUGAAGCAUGCCCCAAAGUUGAAGAUUGAGGCCACCCCCAGAGAAGCCAUCGUAACAGAGGGAGAGUCUGUGACCAUGACGUGCCAGGUCCUCAGCAGCAACCCCAGCUACCAGAAUAUAGCCUGGCUCAAGGAUGGGACCCUGCUGAGGGAGCAGGAAACACUCACGCUGACUCUGUCCACUGUGACCAAGGAGAUGAGUGGGAAGUACCAGUGUGAGGCCUCCAAUGAAAUAGGCUCAGGACAGUCGGAAGAAGUGGACCUUCAAGUAUAUUAUGCUCCGGAAUCUUCCAGGGUUGAGAUCCUCCCCUCACCAGCUAAGGAGGGAAAUAAAGUACAGAUGACUUGUGUGUCACCGGCCAAUCCUCCUCCAACAAAUUACACCUGGUAUCACGAUAAGAAAAAAGUACCCGGAAGGACAAGCAAGACCUUCCAGAUCCCAGCGGUCCUCCUCGGGCACGCUGGGUAUUAUUCCUGCUUGGCCGAAAACAGCCUUGGUACUGGACAAGUUGGCGGGGAAGCUGAGUUAGAUGUCCAGUAUCCUCCCAAGGAGGUAACCACAGUGAUUCAAAACCCCGCACCGAUUCGAGAAGGAGACAAUGUGACCCUGUCCUGUAACUACAAUUCCAGUAAUCCCGAAGUUACCCGAUACGAAUGGAACUUCCAAGGCUCCUGGAAAAAACCAUUACGCGAGGUGCUGAUAAUUGAGAAAGUUUCCUGGGACGCCAGACCAAUCUCCUGUGCAGCCUGCAACCAGUGGUGUUCGUGGGCUCCCUCUGUCAGCCUGGAUGUCCUGUAUGCCCCAAGAGAUGUCAGGGUCCAGCAGAUCAGCCCCCCUUCUGACAUUCAUUCCGGGCACCGAGUCCUCCUUGGAUGUAACUUCUCAAGUAGCCGCCCCAGAGACGUCCGCUUCUUCUGGAAGAAAAAUGGAAUCUUUCUGAAGGAGGGAAGAGAACUGACCUUUGACGCCAUCUCUCCAGAAGAUGCUGGCAAUUACAACUGCUUGGUCAACAACUCCGUAGGACAGACCAUGUCUGAGGCCAGGAUCCUCCAAGUGCUGUAUGCACCGAGGAGGCUGCGUGUGUCCAUCGGCCCAAAGGACCAAGUGAUGGAGGGGAAGAAGGCAGUCCUGACAUGUGAGGGUGACGCCAACCCUCCCAUCUUCCAGUAUAGCUGGUUUGACUGGAAAAACCAAAACCUCCAGCAUUACGAUCAGAUGCUGAGAUUGGAUCCCGUGAAGGUCCAGCACUCAGGAGCCUAUCGGUGCCAGGCCAUCAACCGGCUGGGCAUGGGCCAGUCGACCCCCAGCACCCUCACUGUCUACUACAGCCCAGAGACCAUCGGCAGGCGAGUGGCCGUGGGAGUGGGGUUCUGCCUGGCCGCCCUCCUCCUGGCCUUCUGGGGAGUCAAGCUUCAGAAAAGCUGGAAGAAGAUACGGAGCCAGCAGGGGCUCCAGGAAAAUUCCAGUGGGCAGAGCUUCUUUGUGAGGAAUAAAAAGGUUCGAAGGGCCCCGCUCUCCGAAGACCCUCACUCCCUGGGGUGCUACAAUCCGGUGAUGGAAGAUGCCAUCAGUUACGCGACUUUGCGCUUUCCUGUCAGUGACGCUGACGCACCAAUAACUGGAGACGCAGGGACCCCAGAGACAGAGGGACCUUCCCCAAACAGGGACGACACGGUCACUUACUCCGUGGUGCAGAAGCAUCGAGUGGGAGACUAUGAGAACGUGGUUCCAGAGAGUCCGGAAGACGAGGGGAUACAUUACUCCGAGCUGGUUCAUCUUGGGAUUGGGGAGCGGCCUCUGGCCCAGGAAAUGGUGGAAUACGUGACCCUCAAGCACUGAGGAGCCAAACCCGCCGAAGCAGAGGCGAGGCGCCAGGGGACCGCAGGGGCCAGGCCCCGCCCCUGCUGCUCAGCAGGCCCCAGCCUCCCCUCCACACACACUCGCAGGCACACUCGCACGGUUACUGAAACCCCAGCCAGUGCACAGAACCUCGUGCGUCGCCCAGAGACAGCCUUCCUUCUCAACGCUGGGGGCCCUGGCCCUCCCAAAGGCCUGCUCCUGGCCCGCUCUCCUUUCCACCCAGAAAGUCAUCUAAACACCUAGCCUGCACCGUACAGCGCCCCCCCCACACCCCUCCCCCGCCAUCUGCCACCACCCAUCCCCAGCUGGCCGUGUCCCUGCUGGGAUCGGCUUGUUACUAUACUUUUUUCUUCCCCUCUCCAUCCCUUUGGCCCCCUUACCUCUGCUCUGAAAGUCCCCUCACUAAUUCUAUGCCUAAUGUCUGCCUCUGAGGCAAAGCCCAGGGAAGGAGGGACAGAAAUGAGGGAGAAAGACUUGCUGGCCCGCUGGUUGCUCCUCCACGUGUCAGCCAGGCAUUCCAUGUGGAGAGGAUUACGCUGCUGAGCCCCACGCCUCAGGGGUCUUGUGGUCUGAGACACACGCUGGUGUGGACAGACGUGUCACAAACACAGAGCUGCACAAUAAAAACAGCUCGGAUACCACAUCAAAGAA